Molecule: messenger RNA, 666 nt
Organism: Uncinocarpus reesii 1704
Lineage: Eukaryota; Fungi; Ascomycota; Eurotiomycetes; Onygenales; Onygenaceae
Exons: 2
Coding region: 1-666 (221 amino acids)
Cellular component (GO): nucleus
Source: RefSeq, a predicted model, not a curated record
AUGCCCGGAAUCACUCGCUGGCCGGCAGUGCUGAAGAAUGAAGCUUCCCCUAUUCCCCUUCGACCCGCGCUGAUCCUCUCAAGAGCUCCUCAAAACCGUUUCUACCACGAUAGAUCUGAGCUACAUGACCUUCAUAUCGUCCGAAAUCAUGGAGUGAAAUUUGGGAAUGUGAUCUCUGGCCGCUUAAGCGACAGCAAUUAUUGCAGAUACGCGUCGACGAACUCCAAACCCACGUCGCCCGAAUCUCCGGAUCCAAUCGCCGAGAAGAAGACAACCAAGAAGCAACCACAACAACAGUGGCGGGUGCAAAAGGAUGCGCUCAAAAAGAAGUUCGCCGAAGGCUGGGCUCCACCGAAACGUCUCUCGCCCGAUGCCAUAGAGGGAGUGCGGGAGCUCCAUAGGCAAAACCCGCAAAAGUUCAGCACUCCUGUUUUAGCGGAACAUUUCAAAGUCUCCCCCGAGGCUAUUCGCCGGAUAUUGAAGAGCAAGUGGCGUCCCUCGGAAAAGGAAAUGGAAAAGAGGAAAAUCCGAUGGGAAAAGCGAAAAGACCGCAUAUGGGACCAUAUGUCAGAGCUGGGCCUGCGGCCACGAAGAGAAACACCCGAUUCGCCUUUGGAAACCAAAACGAUUGACAAACUGCCUGGAAACCAGGGGAAACCUUUCUAG